Messenger RNA from Mus caroli (Ryukyu mouse), 3023 nucleotides. NCBI's taxonomy places the organism in Eukaryota, Metazoa, Chordata, Mammalia, Rodentia, Muridae. The record is from RefSeq and is a predicted model, not a curated record.
AACACCAGGUACCUCACUGAGGGAGUUGCCUGCGUAUGUUCAUUUGCUUCCCAUCAUAAUCUUGGGACCGACGUUCUAUCUCUGUCCUUUUUAUAGCCAAGGAUGCGCACAGCAGUUUAGGUGUUGGGACCGAGGCCACACAGUAGCUUCUCCUUUGCAGGGAUAUGUGAGGAACCUUCAUGGGGCAGUGUGCUAGCAUGCAUGUGCUACUCGGGGUCCCGGGUGUGCCAAACACUAGCACAUUUCUAGCCCUUAUAACAACUUUUGAGAUAGGGUCUCACUGUGUGAUCCAGGCCAACUUGAACUGAGAGGAAUCCUCCUGCUUCAGUCUCUCCUGAAUGCUAGAAUUGCAGGUGUGUGACAUCCUACCAAGCUCUUGUUUCUGUCCAGCAGUGAUAACUCCUGUAGUCUGUUAAUUCUAAUUACAUUGAUUAUAAUGAUGUGAUUACCUGCAUCUCACAGAGGCAGGGACUUUAUUCCGUUGUCUCUGUUUCUACGGGUAGUCUUUCAUGGCUCUCCUCUUAGCUUGACGGGUUUGCAGACCUUAUGUCUUUGGAAGCUGGCCACCCACGCAGCCUCCUUUUUAGAGUGCUGACGUGAGCACCAUUUUCUACUGUCCCAGGGUGAAAGGCAGAUUCGGAGACAAGAGAAGGGUGACUGCUGGAAGCACAAUGGUUGUGUGUGUAGCUGGGCAGGUCGCUCUUGGCCAGGGGCUGGCAGCUGCCGGGGUGCAUGGUGUUUGAGUCAGCCUCCCUGAGGAAGGAACACAGUGGCCAUCUACAGAAGGCAGCCACCGCGCUGCUCACACCCUGGCCGGGCUCUCAUGGUUUUUUUCUUUCCACUUCUUUCACUGUGCCUUCUUAAGACCCAGCCAUCCCCCAGGAGGACAAUGACCAAGGUCAAGGAGAUGGUGACCUUCAGGGACGUGGCUGUGGUCUUCAGCGAGGAGGAGCUGGGGCUGCUGGAUGCUGCUCAGAGGAAGCUGUACCAUGAUGUGAUGCUGGAGAACUUCAGGAUGCUACUCUCAGUGGGAGACAAGAAUCCUGAGGAGAUAGAGUCUCUUGAGGAAGUGGGAUUGAGGCACCUGCCACACGAGGCGCUUUUCUGCUCACAAAUCUGGCAGCAGGUUAGCAGGGACCUAACGAAGGCUGGAGACUGCAGAGUGAGCAUCAGGGAAACUGGCUCUCCGUUGAAAGAAGAUGAUGCACAUGGUGCAGACAAGAAGUACAGCAAACAUUCCGGUCAGAAACCACGGCUCCAACUCCACUGCGGAACAGACGGUGGUGAAGAACCUUACAGAGAGGAGAGGAGCGAGAGAGACUCUUGGGGCUCUCCUCUGCAGGCUAACGGGCGAACCCCCGCAGGAGAGAAGAGGUAUAGGUGUGAAAAAUGUGACCACGCCUUCUGUCGGUUAUCGGGUCUCCAAGCCCAUCAGGUGAGGCACACUGGAGAGAAGCCAUACAAGUGUGAGGAGUGUGGCAAGGGCUUCACUCGGGCCUCCACCCUUCUGGACCAUCAGCGGGGCCACACUGGAAACAAGCCCUAUCAGUGCAAUGCUUGCUGGAAGAGUUUCUGUCACAGCUCGGAGUUUAACAAUCACAUACGAGUCCACACGGGAGAGAAACCCUAUGUAUGCGAGGAGUGUGGGAAAGGCUUCAGCCAGGCCUCCCAUCUCCUGGCCCAUCAGAGAGGCCACACUGGAGAGAAACCCUACAAAUGUAGCACGUGUGGGAAGGGCUUCAGCCGCAGUUCAGAUCUUAACGUUCACUGCAGAAUCCACACGGGAGAGAAACCCUAUAAGUGUGAGACGUGUGGGAAAGCCUUCAGUCGGGUCUCCAUUCUCCAGGUGCACCAGAGGGUCCACAGUGAAGACAAACCGUACCAGUGCGCAGAGUGUGGGAGGGGCUUCACUGUAGAGUCACACCUUCAAGCGCACCAGCGCUCCCACACUGGAGAGAGACCCUACCAGUGUGAGGAGUGCGGGAGAGGCUUCUGUCGAGCCUCCAAUUUCCUGGCUCAUCGUGGAGUCCACACAGGCGAGAAACCAUAUCGAUGUGACACAUGCGGAAAACGCUUCCGGCAGAGGUCCUACCUCCAUGACCACCACAGGAUCCACACGGGAGAGAAACCUUACAAAUGUGAGGAGUGUGGGAAGGGUUUCAGCUGGAGCUCAUACCUCAAGGCCCACCAGAGAGUUCACACAGGAGAGAAACCAUACAGAUGUGAGGAGUGUGGGAAGGGUUUCAGCUGGAGCUCAAGUCUCCUAAUUCACCAGCGCGCCCAUGCAGAGGAUGAGGCUCGCAAGGAUUUGCCUGCAUCAGAAGGCUCACAGGGGAAACAAACUCUAUAAUGUUUUAUAGUUUGAUAUUUCAACUGGAAGCUGACCAGGAUGCAUUUUGAUGCUUGGGAGACCACAAUCAGAGAAGCCUUGUAAGUAGGAGCCAUGUAGACUUCAGUCAGAACCUUGACCUUUAACACAUGGAGACAGUAACUGGGGGAAAGUUGAGGGUGACCUGGAGGUAUCUCAAAGGAAGGAACCAGAUCACUUUCUUAUGUUGCUGGUUGCAACCCCAUGUGGGGCUUCAUUACCAUAAGUGACAGUCACAAGAUAUUUAGGAACACUACAAGCUUUCUGCAUAUCCAGUGACUAAAACCUCAGAAUUCAACAGGUUCUAGGAGCUUCUGGCAGCUCUUACCCAUGAUGCAACUGUGUGACUUCACUGCAGCCUUCCUCAGAACACACCAUCACCACACACAGGGCCCAGCCUCUCUGCUCAGGGCCGGCCUUGUUGUCUACGACAAAUUGCAUGGCUUUCUACAGUACACAUGCUUUCUGUUCUUCCUGAAGCGUUGCUCACAGAGCUUUCCCGCUCUCGGUCUUCAGUGCUGAAGCAGCAAGCUAGUUCAGCUGCAGGCUGUGUUGUGUGUCUCAGUGGGAUUUUGACCAUCCUCACUACUCCCCUUACAGAAAGUGUUCCACGGCACUACUAUGCAAAUUAGGUUUUGUGGCUAAUAAAUUACCA